Chondrus crispus (carragheen) is the source of this 2496-nucleotide messenger RNA. RefSeq lists its product as hypothetical. Gene Ontology annotation, molecular function: protein binding. The transcript has a single exon. Bases 1 to 2496 code for a protein of 831 amino acids. Lineage: Eukaryota; Rhodophyta; Florideophyceae; Gigartinales; Gigartinaceae. The record is from RefSeq and is a predicted model, not a curated record.
AUGCCUCAAGUUGGCCGCCGAAGACACUACGAAACUAUGGCAUUUCUCACGUACCUCCCAGUUCAGAAUGGGCACGCGGAAUUGGCCGGUGGGAGAGCGAUUCUCAGGACUUCUCACUCGCGCCACAUCGCGAAGAGGAGCAGAAAAGCAAGAAUUGACGCAAAAUUCCAAUGGGAUGACAACUCGGGUAAUAACGAUAACAAGAAACGCAACACACCCAUUUCCCGGAGGCAAGCAAUGCAGUUGCUAAACGGUGUCCUUGGCACUAUGACAGUUGGCUUGCUUUUCAAAAUGCGAGAGCAGUAUCGGUUGAUUUCACUUCAGACUAUCCUAGCGUCGAUAGGCCUAGGCCGCCUUCCAGCUCGCUCAGCAGUUCCAGCUGCCAUGGCAGCAAUCAACCAAGAAGACAGGGAGCGAUUCCAGGAUGCUUUGAAGUACGUUGCAAAGGUAGACAAGCAGGCAUUUGUUGAAUGCCCUGACUUUGCAAAGGGCUCUGAUUGGAUAAACAGCCGCCCGCUGAGCUUGAAUAAUGAGUUGAAAGAAAAAGUUGUACUACUGGACUUUUUCACUUACUGCUGCAUUAACUGCCAGCAUGUGCUCCCAAAGCUAAGACAGCUCGAAAUAAAGUAUGGAGAGGAUGGUUCUGGAGGUGUUGUCGUUGUCGGUGUACAUUCAGCGAAAUUCUCGGCGGAACGGGAAACGAAAAAUAUCGCAGCUGCCGUUGAACGGUAUGACGUGAAGCACCCAGUGAUAAAUGACGAGAAAAUGGAGCUUUGGAAUGCGAUUGGAGUUAGCUCAUGGCCAACGCUUGUCCUUCUUGGGCCGAAAGGCAAUUUGCUCGCGGUAUGGUCUGGCGAGAGACAAGAACAGGAUGUCGACAUGAUUAUUGCAGCAGCAUUAGAGUACUACACAGAUGAUGUUGACCACCGUCCGUUGCCAGCGGCUCCGAAACGUGACUCUGCUCUCAGAAAUCUGGCAGAUUCUCCGUUUAGGUACCCAGGGAAGUUGGCAUUUUCAGAAGACGGAAAGUCCCUCUUCGUUUCUGACACUGGGAACAAUAGAAUAGUCCAGUCGGACUCCAUCACCAGCAAAGUAGUCAAGAUUUUUGGGAACGGAGAUUCAAAGCUGGCAGACUCCUCUGAUCCUGCGACCGCGUCUUUCCAUGCUCCGCAAGGCAUUGUUGAACAUAAUGGAGUAUUGUAUGUUGCGGACAAUGAAUCACACGCCGUACGCGCGAUCGAUAUUGCCUCUGGGAAGGUUCAGACUAUUGGAGGAAACGGUGAGCAAGGAUUUGACUAUAGCGCCGGACGUGUGGGAAAAGCACAGCAGCUUUCUUCACCCUGGGAUGUGGAAGUUGUGAAUGGCACUCUCUACGUUGCAAUGGCUGGGACACACCAGAUUUGGAGUCUCGCACUUCCGCCGAAAGGAACGUUUGGUCCAUAUCUCAACCCGUGGACUGUUUUCUCCGGUUCAGGUCGUGAACUGGAGAAGAAUGCCUUGUCGGGGAGACAGGCAGGUUGGGCGCAACCUAGUCAUUUGAGCGCGGCAGAAGACGGGCUGAUGUUCGUCGCCGAUAGUGAGUCUAGUUCUGUGAGAGCUAUCGACACGACAGCAGGUAGCCAUCCUACGAAAACAUUGGCUGGUGGGGAUGGUCUCCUUGCUGAAAACCUCUUCGCUUUUGGGGACAAAGAAGGGCGUGGAGCCCGAGCACGUUUCCAACAUCCACUAGCAGUAUGUUUUGACGACAAGCGUAAAGCUCUGUACGUCGCUGACUCUUACAAUCAUCGUAUCAAGGUCAUCGAAGAAAAUGGAGAAGCGAAGAACUUCUGCGGAAAGGGAACUCCAGGAUAUCGAGAUGGGGCCGCAAGCGAGGCAAUGUUCUGGGAACCUGCUGGUCUUGCCUUAUCUCCUGAUGGAUCACACCUGUAUGUUGCCGACACGAACAACUUUGCCAUUCGUGCAAUUGAUUUGAACACUAAGAAAACGUCGACUAUUAACAUUGCCGUGGCACCGCCGAGUGCAUCUACUCAGGCAGAUGACAAGCCUCUAAUUGUCAACAGACGUCGAGCCGUGAAAAUUCCGUGCGGACCCGUUAAUCGGACAGGGCAGGUCAGUUUUGUCAUUAAUUUGCCCGAAAAGUCGCACUUCACCCCUGGCACUUCAAGCCGUUUUCAGCUCAACCUGAUUGGGACAGUACCAGAAGCAGGUCAAUCAUCUACCCAAAUGACCAAAUUGUCGAGUGGAGCGAUGGCGCUAAAAGGGCAAUCAGGCAGAUUUGACAUCGAUCUUUCACCGUUUUCACGAAAGCUCAAAUCUGUAGAGAGUUUGGAAGUUGAAUCUGUCACAUAUUAUUGUACAGAAGAAGAUGACGUGUGCAGGGUGGAGUCAGACGUUUUCACUGUCCAACUUGACUCAGUCUCUACUGGCUCAGAUCCAAUUGUACACACGAUUGUCCCGAGAAUCAUUCAGCAGCCAUCCUUCAACAAAACUGCUUAG